AAAUGACUUGACUUUUGACAUUUCAAAUAAAAGUCAACAAUUUACCUACACUACAACAAACAAUUCACCUUAUUUUAAAAUGAAAAUAAUGGAUAAUUUUGUGUGCUAAAUAUCAUGUAAACCUUAAAUAUUUUACCAUCUGGAUUUCAAGUGAUAUUAUAGUUUAGUGUGUUAAUAUUUUAUUCCGUCUUAUAGUAAUAAACAAAAACAGUUACCUAAUAAGUAUGUCUAUCACAAUACAACAAAUAAUUACAGAUGCAAAACGGCUUGCUAGCCGUUUGAAAGAAAGGGAUGUUGUAGCUGAUGUUUUAUUGAACGAAACCCAUGCUAUAAAUAAAAAAAUUGAUGCUAUGAAACAGUUUCAGGAAGAGGUUGAACAAUUAAAUGAAGUAGCAAACCAAAAACCACAUUCCCAACUUAUUGCAAAUAUUCAAAAGGAAAAUCGACAUUUACGAGAAAUCCAGCAAGAGAACAGAGAACUUCGAGCUGCGCUCGAAGAUUACCAAACUACAUUAGAACAUAUUAUGAGCAAAUAUAGGCAGCACACAAGCGAACAAAUAUAUAGAUCUAAAAUUAACUUUAAAGCUUUUCAAGAUAAAAAAUAUAGCGAAAUUAUUCAGACUCAAGCAGAGAAAAUCCAAGAAAUGGCAGCAGUUAUGGAUAAAGCUGCAUUAAUAGAUGAAGAUAAGAUCCUCAGGGAGCAGGAAAUUGUGUCAAUGCUGAAGGUGGAAAAUCAGGGUUUAAGGCAAAUGCUGGAAAUAUCUCGUAAACAUGGGAGCUUGAAAACAGAAGACAAAACCGUACAAACAGAAAGUACCUCAUAAAUUCUUGUCCGUUACUAACUAUAAUUUUAAUUGUAAAUGUUAUAAUUAGUUGUUCUUUUAAUUUAUUUGUUUUUAAUUACUUGCACUGUUAUAUAAAAUGUAAUUUUGCGAAUGUAACAUGAAUAUUACUCAUAUGAUUUGUUCAAUUAACACCAUUUUUAUUUAUUUAUUUUCUAUCAGUUUUCCAAUAAAU
Anoplophora glabripennis (Asian longhorned beetle) is the source of this 1017-nucleotide messenger RNA. RefSeq names its product FGFR1 oncogene partner 2 homolog (gene Fgop2). The record is from RefSeq and is a predicted model, not a curated record. Lineage: Eukaryota; Metazoa; Arthropoda; Insecta; Coleoptera; Cerambycidae. The coding region runs from base 225 to 824 and encodes 199 amino acids. The transcript has 3 exons.